CACACCUUCUAGGAUAAUGCCAGGAUCGAAUUUGAAUGAAAUGGAUUAUGUUUUAUAUUUCGCAAAACCUUAUAGUGAGUGGAAGCUGAUAAAUUUUCUAAAAAGAAAAAAAUACAAGCAAGCCCAACAAGAUACUAAUUGGAAAGAUGAAUAUGAAACUUAUAAAAGACAUAUAAACCGUAUUUUUGAUGAGAAAACACAAAAAAAUCUUUAUAAAACUUACUUGAAAGACAAAGGAUCAAACGAAGUCAAGAAGUUUUGGUCAGGCUGGUGCCAGCAAUAUGCGAAAUCUGAUAAAAAUAAAAUUCUACCUGAAGUGCAGAAUUUCUUAGGCAUGCAUGAUGAUGUAUUAGAACAAAAAUCAGCAAACUGGGAAUUAUUGGAAAAUCAAAAGCAGAAAUCCAAUAAUAAGUUACCAUCCAGACGAACUAUAGAAGAUUCUCUGCAAGAAGCAAUCAUUCAAAUUCAAGAAAAAGAUUCUUAUUAUAAUCAUGAAAUUUUUUCAAAUAUUAUUAAUACAAAUGAUAAUGACAUUAAAAAGAUUCCUUCAUUUAUAUUAACACUUUUGCAAGUUAAUUAUAUUCAUCUUUUAAUAGACAAUGAGAUCAGACAACUAAUAGAACGUAUUAAUUUUAAUACUAUACUUGAGGCCCUAACUAUGACUACAAUGGAAAACAUAAAUACCAAUGCUGAUAAUACCAUCACGAACGCCAAUACCAUCACUAAUAUUAGCAAUUCAAAUAUAACCAUGAGCAAUGCUAGCACUAAUGAUAUAGGUGACAAAGGUGCAAGCGUUUUUAAGAAAAUAACAGGACUAACACCAUAUAUUAAAUGUGUUAUUAAGAGAUU
Molecule: messenger RNA, 849 nt
Organism: Racocetra persica
Lineage: Eukaryota; Fungi; Glomeromycota; Glomeromycetes; Diversisporales; Gigasporaceae
Source: the annotation of a GenBank genome assembly